Grammomys surdaster is the source of this 1134-nucleotide messenger RNA. RefSeq names its product SAP30 like (gene Sap30l). Gene Ontology annotation, biological process: regulation of DNA-templated transcription. Gene Ontology annotation, molecular function: transcription coregulator activity; protein binding. NCBI's taxonomy places the organism in Eukaryota, Metazoa, Chordata, Mammalia, Rodentia, Muridae. Gene Ontology annotation, cellular component: histone deacetylase complex. The record is from RefSeq and is a predicted model, not a curated record. Bases 449 to 997 code for a protein of 182 amino acids. The transcript has 4 exons.
CGGCGGCCGGGGCGGCCCAGGGGCUGCCGCGGGGACUCGGGGCGCCGCCGAGCGGCCAGGCGCUGGGGCGGGCCGAGCACACCGCGGGGCCCGGACACGGCAGGUUCGAGGCCGGGCCCCCGCGUGGGGAGCCGCGGGGUGGAGACUUUGCUGCGCGGCGCGGAGCGGGCGGGAGCCGGCGGGGGCCUCGGGAGCCCCAGGGCGGCCGGGCCCGGAUCCCGGGGGAGCCUUGCGAGCCCGGGCCGGAGCCUCAGCGUGUACAUCCCCGCCGGGGCCCGGGCUGCAGGAGCACAGGGCAGCCGGGCCUCGCGGAGCUCAUAGCGCGCCUGACCCGGGGCGCACCGUGGGACCCGGGCACGGGGCUGGCGGAGAGCUGCCCCGCGGGGCUAGCAGCCGCGGAGUGGCCUACAGGGGCCCUCCCCCGGAGGGGCCGGGCCGGUGCGGGGAGAUGAACGGCUUCAGCACGGAGGAGGACAGCCGCGAAGGGCCCCCUGCCGCCCCCGCCGCCGCCCCGGGCUACGGCCAGAGCUGCUGCCUCAUCGCGGACGGCGAGCGCUGCGUCCGGCCCGCGGGCAACGCCUCCUUCAGCAAGAGGGUACAGAAAAGCAUCUCGCAGAAGAAACUCAAGCUGGACAUAGACAAGAGCGUAAGGCACCUGUAUAUCUGCGACUUCCACAAAAAUUUCAUCCAGAGCGUCCGAAAUAAAAGGAAGAGAAAGACAAGUGAUGAUGGCGGAGAUUCCCCGGAGCAUGAUGCCGACAUUCCUGAGGUUGAUCUGUUCCAGCUGCAGGUGAACACUCUCCGACGCUACAAACGGCACUACAAGCUGCAGACCAGACCGGGCUUCAACAAGGCCCAGCUAGCAGAGACUGUGAGCCGACACUUCAGGAACAUACCAGUGAAUGAGAAAGAGACGCUUGCCUAUUUCAUCUACAUGGUGAAGAGUAACAGGAGCAGACUGGACCAGAAGUCAGAGGGCAGCAAGCAGCUUGAGUGAGGGGCAGCCGCCCGGGUGAGGCGGGGCCUUGAGAGGACAGCCAUGUGCUGCUUGAUGACAGGUGGCCUGCAACAUCUCAGCCAAUAAGGACUGUUCAUAUCUACUGUAAAUAAAGUUUGAAUGAUGGAUACUGUAAA